Messenger RNA from Bacillus rossius redtenbacheri, 3582 nucleotides. It is a transcript of the gene Cyt-b5, whose product is annotated as cytochrome b5. The transcript is spliced from 4 exons. The record is from RefSeq and is a predicted model, not a curated record. The coding region runs from base 256 to 654 and encodes 132 amino acids. NCBI's taxonomy places the organism in Eukaryota, Metazoa, Arthropoda, Insecta, Phasmatodea, Bacillidae. Gene Ontology annotation, cellular component: membrane; intracellular membrane-bounded organelle. Gene Ontology annotation, molecular function: heme binding.
GUUUUUUUAGUUUAUUUUUAUUGUAGCAAGGCCGUCAAGUUGAUUGGUGUAUGGUGUUAAUUCUUCGUGACUUGCAUCUGCGAUAGUGUAGUGACUAGUAAAUUUUCUAUCUCUCGGUGAAGGUUUUGAGUGUGAUUAAAUUUACCAGUUUUUCUGUUCACGUUAGCCACUCUGUGAGGAAAGGCGUGAUAUUUUAAGCCGCGUCUUUGACUUCUGGUUUCAGUAUUCAACCAGUAGAAGUUAAAUAGUUCAGUAAUGGCAGAAACUAAGCUAUUUAGGAGAAAAGAGGUGUCUGAAAAAUGCGAAGGUGGAAAAGCAACCUACGUUAUUAUACAUAACACAGUGUACAACGUAACCGAAUUUCUAAACGAGCACCCUGGCGGGGAGGAGGUGCUCAUGGAGCAGGCGGGACGCGACGCCACGGAGGCCUUCGAGGACGUGGGCCACUCCACGGACGCCCGCGACCUCAUGAAGAAGUACAUAGCGGGGGAGUUGGUCGAGGAGGAGAGGACGAAGACGGACGACAAGGUGAACACGGGCUGGCACGUGGACAAGGAGGAGGAGAAGCCCAGCUCCUGGAAGUCUUGGCUCAUCCCGGUCACCCUGGGAAUCGUCGCCACGCUCAUAUACAGACUGUUUUUUGCGGUCCACUAACUUGGUUCUCUCGGAAAGUGCAAAAAAAAGGCAAAAAAAAUGUAACACAUGGUGUCUGAUCCAUUCCUGCUAGGAAACUUUGUUGUAAACCAAAACUGCAUACCAAAGUAUGCACUUUACAUGUGGAAAACCAAUGCUUUUUGAACUAAGAGUGUGCAUUUUCUUAAAUGUUUUAUAUUUUAAGAGCAGUCUGUUGGUAUGGUUUAUAACGACGAGCGAGGUGAAUUAGCUCAGCUUCUGAUGCUUUGUCAAGCCGUUUUAUUUUCUCCAGACACGUUGUUGUUAGAUAUGUAUGUAUUUUAUGCGAUACUCAGCAACUAGUUGUACUGAAAAGUGGGCCUAAUAUAUACAAAGCAUAUUUGGUGUUUUGAAUUAUAAUGUAAUGUCAUUUUAUUGUUGAUUUGUCUUCUGCAAAUUUCAGAAGUGUGGUUGUUAUUUGUGAUGUGUUUUUAAAUGUAUACGGGAGGUGAUGGUGACUAUUUUAAAACCAGCAAAUGUUUUAGAGUCAGUGGAUGGUGCGGAUGAAAUCAUAUGUCACAAAUUAAAGAUUGGUUCUAUGAUAAGUCGGGGUCUACUCAGCUGUUUAGGCACUGCAUGUAUGCAGUGUGAUAAACAGCACUAAUAACAAAAUGUUAACUUUGGUUCGUGAAAAUGCUACAGAUGAUGGUAUUACAACGGACACACUUCAUUUAUAAAAACAAACUUUAAGGUUUUGUAUAGGCAGCUUGUGAAAGUGUUUUUAAUAACAGGACUUAUAAAUUACAAUGUGGAAAAGCAAUUACAACUUACAAUUGCUUUAUUUAGAAAAGAGUUAGUAACUUUUUUUUGAAAAAUAUUUUGAAAUGAGAUCUAAUCAAACAUUUUUAUAUACAACAAAAAAAGUUUGUAAUUUUUCCAGAUUUUUGGAAUUAUUGAUCAUGAGUAAUGGUAGAAACUGAUGCCCUCAAACAGGAUUGACAGUUUAUAAGUAAUUUGCCUGUUACUUUUUUAGGCUGCAUCUAAAAGUUGCAUUGUGUGCUUUUGUUCUUGACCUGUAAUGGUAACCACUUGCAAAGCGAAAGCUGCACUUGUAUUUUAGUCAGUGUUCUUGUUGCAGGCAGCAAAUAUGGAAAUUUCCUCUAGAUUUUGGGUUCUAGUUUCCCCUUGGGUGAGUGGUUUUCAGUCUAAAGGGCAUUUUGACCCCAGGCAGCAGUAGAAUCUGCCCAUUUUAACUGUAGAGUGGCAUGGGUGAACUGUUGUCAAGCUCGGACAACUCUGACCAGUGACUGCACCGGCGGGUGACUGCACUGACUAAGGCGGACCAAGCUAAGCGGUGAAUGGAGCAGCCCACUCUUUUGGUCAAUUAACAUUACACUAACCAGUAACUAAACUUUACUGUUAGUAUGGUUCAGCUCAUAAUUGUGAGAUCUGUAUGACUGUAAUUGUGUUGCUCUGUCUGCAGCGUUACUGAAAUGUGCAUCAGAAAUAAAGUUCAUGUUGAGUAUUAGGAAAAAAAAACUGCAUAAUGUAAAAGCAACUAUUUCAUUUCCUCUCUUGAAAGUUAAAGUGCAACUAAUGUCAGCAGCGUUAUGUUUCAAUCCUUGAGUCUCACAUAAAGAAUUAAGUUUUAAAAGUGGCCGUGGCGUCACAAACGCUUCAAGCAGCUUAAGCUGCCUGAAGUAUCAGCUAUGAUAAGUGGACACUUGUGGUUCCUUCAAGGCUACGACCGCUUGGCUAGCGGUGGUGACUCAGUCACAACUCCGACUACUUGCCACUCAGGACGUUGGGAGCUUCAACACAAAGAACAAAACGUUUGUGGCAUUAUAUUUCUGAGUACCACUUGCUACGAUUUUUUACCUAACUAUUACUUUAAAUCUUGAUCAUUGACAGUCCCUUAAGUGCUGUGUAUUUUUUUUUUUUAAAUAGGAGUUUUUGAGUUAAAAAUGGUCAUGCUAGUAAUUUUUAUAAAUUAUUUUGAAUGUUGUAGAAAUACUAAGUACUUGAAACAGAUUUUCUAUUUAUAAACUUGUAUAUAAGUGUAAGGAAAAAUUUGAAAGGCAAUGUUUCCAUAUAUUUUUCAUGUUGUUAAUAUGAAGAUUUUUUUUUGUUUGUUUUGUCUAAACGCAAGCAACAAACCUUAGCACCUUAGAAAUAAAUUUUAUCAGCAGAAAUGAGUUAAACAUAUAAUCAUAAACUGAAUUUUAAUCUUUUAUUGGCAGUUGGACUUAUUUAUUUGUUCAAUUUAGUUUUGAAAUUGAAUGUAACAAUUUGUUUCAUCAGCUUUGGUUAUUUUAUUAUUUAUAAAGUGCACUGUCCGUAGCUGGCUAUUUUGUUAACAGCAUUAUUAAAUGUUCUAACUCUCAGAUUGGUGUUGAACAAGAAUCUCUGUGAUAAUUGGGGCAGCCUUAAUAAAAUCAGUUAUUAUUUUAGUUGCAAUUUAUAUCAGCUGUAUCAGGGGUAACAGAAAACUCACUGAGUAAGUAAAAGAUUACCAUCCACUUAGGGAAAUUCUUUGUGAAAUGUGCCUACUGUCUCUUAAAUCAAUAUCUUGAUUCAAUUGUUAAAUUUAUAUUUAUUACCUAAUUGGUUUUGUCUAUUGUCCACACUUUGUUCACUGGUAAAAAUCAGUUCCUUAAAUUACUUGUCAAAUCACUGUGAGGUUUUGAAGCAGUGAUCGUGUCACCAGUGCAUUUAUUCAAGUGUUGCUUGUAGCUUCAUAAUGGCUUGGAAAAAUAAAAUAUUUGGGGGCUUUUUUUUUAUUAAGGGUUGGCAUGUAUGUUUGAAAUAAUUUGAAGCCUGAAUGAACUGCUUUCAAUGUUUCCAAUUUGACAUUUUUUUAUUUGUUAUCAUUUAAGAAGAGUUAAAAAAAACUUUAUAUUCAUGUACCAUUUACAUGGGUUUAGUGCUAUGUACUAUUGGGUAUUCUCAAUAAAAACUAUUUGUGGAAAA